This is a messenger RNA of Schizophyllum commune H4-8, 1881 nucleotides long. RefSeq names its product general substrate transporter. The transcript is spliced from 9 exons. Gene Ontology annotation, cellular component: membrane. Lineage: Eukaryota; Fungi; Basidiomycota; Agaricomycetes; Agaricales; Schizophyllaceae. Bases 1 to 1641 code for a protein of 546 amino acids. The record is from RefSeq and is a predicted model, not a curated record. Gene Ontology annotation, molecular function: carbohydrate:proton symporter activity. Gene Ontology annotation, biological process: transmembrane transport; carbohydrate transport.
AUGGCGCUUCAAGUACGUGUGUGCUCCCCGCGUUGCUGUACCCUUGCUCACGCCUCGAUUCCAGGUCUGAAGGCCGUCUUUGAAAAUAAGGCGGCCCUGCUGUGCGCAGUCAUGGCGUCGUUCGGCGGGCUCACCUUCGGCUAUGACCAGGGUGUCAUCAGUGUCACCCUCGUCAUGGACCACUUCCUGAAGACCGUACCCGAGAUCGACUCUGGUCACUCCGGCGCGAGCUUCAACAAGGGGUUGUUGACUGCAAUUCUCGAACUUGGUGCCAUGCUAGGCGCCAUGCAAACGGGCCUGCUCGCGGAUAGGUUCUCUCGUAAGCGCGCGCUUAUGAUUGGUUCCGUGUGGUUCGUCGUCGGUUCGGUCCUGCAGACUGCGACGUAUUCGUACUCGCAAUUGAUUGUGGGCAGAUUAUUGGGCGGUGUUGGUAUCGGCAUGCUUAGCUCGACUGCCCCUCUGUACAUCUCGGAGAUCUCGCCACCUCACGUCCGCGGUGCGCUCCUUGUAUGGGAGCAAGUUAUGAUCGUCAUCGGUGUCGUCAUCGCCUACUGGCUCACCUUUGGCACCCGCUACAUCGACUCGAGCCUGUCCUGGCGCCUGCCCUUCGGCCUCCAGCUCAUCCCCGGCGUCAUCCUCUUCUUCGGCGCUUGGUUCCUCCCCUACUCCCCUCGCUGGCUCGCCAUGCAGAAGCGCUACGACGAGUGCCUCGCCUCCCUCGCCCGCCUGCGAUCCCUCCCCGAGCACGACCCGCGCGUCCAAGCCGAACACCUCACCAUCCUCGCCGAGGUCGCCGUGAAUAAGGAGGUCGCCGCGCUGCGCCACCCGAGCUUGGAUAGUGAUCAGCCGGGGAGCAGCCCGAGCAUGUGGCAGGCGUUUGUGAAGGAGACGAAGGAGUGGCGGGACGCGUUCAGCAAGCGGUAUAUCAAGCGGACGAUUGUGGGCGCGGGGGUGGCGGGCUUCCAGCAGUUUACGGGUAUCAAUGCGCUCAUUUACUACGCGCCCACCCUCUUCGCCUCGCUCGGCCUCAACGACGACACCUCCAUCCUCAUGUCGGGCAUCAUGAACACCCUCCAACUCGUCGGCUGCCUCCCCACUAUCGCCCUCCUCGACCAAGCCGGCCGCCGCCGUCUCCUCCUCAUCGGCUCCACCCUCCUCGUCCUCUGCCACACCGCCGUCGCCGCCAUCAUCGGGCGCUGCUACCAGGACUGGUCCGCGCACCACGGCGCGGGGUGGGCCGGCGUCGCCCUCGUCUUCACCUUCAUGCUCAGCUACGGCGCGACGUGGGGCCCGGUGAGCUGGGCGCUCCCGCCCGAGGUCUUCCCCUCGUCGAUCCGCGCGAAGGGCGUGGCUAUCAGCGUGGCGACGCUGUGGUUCUGCAACUUCAUUGUCGGGCUCAUCACGCCUCCUCUCAACUCUGCGAAGCCGUAUGCGGCCUUUGCGUUCUACGCGUGCUUUGCGCUCAUCAGUCUCGCGUGGAUCUACUUCUGUGUGCCGGAGACGAAGGGACGCUCACUCGAGGACAUGGACGCCGUCUUCCACGACUCCUCGGCUCACGAUGAGGCCGAGCGCCGCAAGAAGGUCUUGCAGACUCUCCUCGAUGCGCGCUCGAUCAAUCUCAAGCCCGUCGACACGCCUUGAACGACCUCUUCGGUAUCAUGCGCGUGCGGCUCCCUUCGCGCGGCGUGAUCCUUCCCACCUUUACGUUCAAUCUAACGCCCUUCACGAUCUCCGCACGUUCAUCACGCCUUGCUCUGUGCCAUGAUGUUUUCUUCGUUAUCGUGUUCAUCAAGUUCAUCACUGUACAAUAGCUACGCAUAUCUACCUUAUUCCUCGUGUAUAGUAAUCAUAGGGCACAAUAAAUCGGGCAUUCGAGGCUAA